CACCAGCCAGUCGGGAGCGCGCGAGGCGCGGGGCGGCCGAGACCCCGGCGAGAGCUGCUCCCUGCGGUCGCCGCCCCGCGGGCCGCACCAUGGCGCUGCUGCUGCGGCUCGUGCUGCUGUGCGGAGUCGCGGAUUUCACCAGAAGUUUGCGUGUUACUACUCCCGAGCAGACGAUUGAGAAGGCCAAAGGGGAAACUGCACAUCUACCGUGUAAAUUUACCCUUGGUUCUGAAGACCAUGGACCACUAGACAUUGAGUGGCUGCUGUCACCAGCUGAUAAUCAGCAGGUGGAUCAGGUGAUUAUUUUAUAUUCUGGAGACAAAAUUUAUGAGGACUACUAUAAAGAUCUAAAAGGACGAGUACAUUUUACAAGCAGUGAUCUCAAAUCUGGUGAUGCAUCAAUAAAUGUAACAAAUCUACAGUUGUCAGAUAUCGGCACCUAUCAGUGCAAAGUGAAAAAAGCUCCUGGUGUUGAAAGUAAGAAGAUUCAGCUCACAGUUCUUGUUAAGCCUUCAGGUACAAGGUGUUACGUUGAUGGAUUAGAAGAAAUUGGAAAUGACUUCAAACUAAAAUGCGAACCAAAAGAAGGCUCACUCCCAUUACGAUAUGAAUGGCAAAGGGUCUCUGAGUCCCAGAAACUGCCCACCUCGUGGUUAGCAGAAAUGAAUUCACCAAUUAUAUCUGUAAAAAAUGCCAGUACUGAGUACUCUGGAGUAUAUAGCUGUACAGUCAAAAACAGAGUGGGCUCUGAUCAGUGCACGCUCCGCCUGAAUGUUGUUCCCCCUUCAAAUAGAGCUGGAACAAUUGCAGGAGCAGUUAUAGGAACUUUACUUGCUCUAGUGCUCAUUGGUCUAAUCGUCUUUUGUUGUCGUAAAAAGCGCAGAGAAGAAAAAUAUGAAAAGGAAGUUCAUCAUGAUAUCAGGGAAGAUGUGCCUCCCCCAAAGAGCCGCACGUCCACUGCCAGAAGCUACAUCGGCAGCAAUCACUCAUCCCUGGGAUCCAUGUCUCCUUCCAAUAUGGAAGGAUAUUCUAAGACUCAGUAUAACCAAGUACCGAGUGAAGACUUUGAACGCGCUCCUCAGAGCCCAACUCUCCCACCUGCUAAGGUAGCUGCGCCUAAUCUAAGUAGGAUGGGAGCCGUGCCUGUGAUGAUUCCAGCACAGAGCAAGGACGGGUCUAUAGUAUAGAGCCUCUGCAGCUACAUCUGUGCUCUCCUACUUUCAUGUCUUCUCUGGAAAGAAAACCUCUGUUAAAUUUCGUUACUAGUCUCAAAAUACAGCAAAAAGAAAAGUUAACCACAAACUGUAAGAAAUAUACUUCAAAAAAUUUUGUUUGGUUGUACUGAAAGAGUAAAGGCAUUAAAUUUCUAAAGACAAAUUCACUAUUGGGAAAAGAUAGCCUUUAAAAGGUUGACUUUUAUAGGUUUCUAAAUAUCAAUACUUAAUUAAGAAUGUAGCACUUUGAAUAUGAAAUACGAGAUGAAGAAAUUGGUGAACUUAUGCACACCCAGUUGAUACUUGAAUCAUCUGAAAGUGGUACUUUAUAAUUUCUGUCGUUAUUUUUAUUAGGCCUUUCUUCGUUUUUAACCCACUAGCCUCCCCACCCCAAAUUGGUAAAGAAGCAUUACUGGCAAAAAAUGCUUGCAUAAAUUAAUGUUUAUUAUUUUUGUAGCAUCUUUUAUAGCAUUUUUAUAGCAAUUAGAAAUUGCUAGUUUUACCUCUGAGUUCAUUCAUAACCUUGUCUAUAAAAUGAUUUUUUAGAUCAUUCAUUGGUAGACACUACAGGCACCAAGUACAUAGGAAGCUCUUAACCUGCUAAAAUAAUUGGCAUCUGUAAGAUUCACUUAAAAAUCACCUUCUCAGCUACAGCAGUGACACUACAGGUAUGAUAGCAGGGAUGGAUUUAUCCUUGAGACUCGUGGAUGUCUUCGGAACAGUGACCAGCCAGAUCAAGGCUGUAGUUUUGUAGUUCCCAUCUAAAUACUGGCUGUCCACCUUAAGUGGUAUUUUUCUAAUGAAAAAAAGUUCUAACUCAUUUAUUGACAAUUACAGAUCAAAAUUCCCGAUUUCUUGGUUCCAAAUUACAUUUUUUUGCUUUCAUGUUUUGGAUGGUGUUGCAUAUUAUAUAUUCUAGAAACACAUAAUCUAAAAUUUACCCUCUUGAAUGCAGUUCCUGGAGAAUAUUUUCUUCACAGAUUCAGAAUAAUGAAAUACAUUUUAAGCUGUACAUGUCCUCCACCAGUGCUGUGUUUCAGACUUGGGGAGGAUGUACGGUUGCUAUUGUAUGGCCAACGUGUCUUUGUGUAGUUGCAGAAAAUAAAUUUGGGCUUUGAAGUUUGAGUGUUCAUUUUGUGAAAGUGAAUAUUCUUUUUAAAAAAUGAAAGGAAAAGGAGUAGAAUACUCCUAACUGCCAAAUGUGUUAAAUAUUGUUUUUGUAGAAGAAAGUGAGUUUAUUGUUACUUCCCUUAAGAUUGUGAGGGAGUGUGGAUAUAGUAGAAUGAGCCAACAAUUUCUUUAUAGUAAAUAAGGUCUGCAAUAAAUUAUUUCACUAGCUCUAAAACCUUUUCCCUAGAUUUUAGUAGGGAGUUGGUUUCUGAUCAUCUCUUUGGGUGCUGUGAUGAGCAGUGCUGCAUUAUAAAUCAACGUUGGCAUGAGUUUAUAGCUAGGCGGUGUAUUGUGUACACUUUAAUGGUAAAUUUAAGCUGAAUGUGUAAUGGAUUAGUGUAUAGUUUUACAUAUUUGGAAGCAUUUUAAAAAUAGGUUUUUAACCUUUCAUAAUACUGCUUUUUAUACUUGUGUUAACAUUUUUCAUUUGUGCCUUUUGGGUAAUUUAAUUUUUAUUAUGAAUUUCUGGUGCCUAUGAGCUAGCUAUCACCUAAAGGGUGCUUAGAGGUGAAGGUACUGUUCCUUAGAUGUAUCACUGUGACACCUCUUUAUCCUCAUAUUCUCUGUCUGACCUCCUCUUCUCUGUUCCUUCGUGGAUGCAAAUUAAUUGACUGUUAUUCACAUAGAUAUAAAAAUGUCUACAUCCCCAACACUCUUGAUGUGUUUCUGAUUUUAUAACUGUUUUUGAAUGAUACAUAUCUGUUUUAUAUGAGCAAAAUUUGUAAGAUAUUACCAGAAGUAAUAGCACAAAUUUGAAUAAAAAAUUUUCGGUCCUCCCUUGUCUCAGUUUUGAUGUAAUGAAGAUUAUGUAAAGCUGGAAAUAUGUAAGAUUUGGCGAUAAGUAAAUCAGAAUCUCUUCAAAAAUACUUAUAGUUCAGGUCCAUACCAACUACAACCUGAGAAGGGAGCAGGUAAAAAAAUCAUUCCUGUCACCUGAAGGAGACCUAUUGGUGUCACUGAGUUUAGAGGACAGAAUUCAAUUUUAGGUAAUAUCUUCCAGGUAUUCGCAUUAUAAAUUUCAGUUAAUCCAGAGGUCAGGUAUUAUUGAUAACUUCCCGAAUUCUCAGUGAUGAUUUUAGUUAAACCAGAGAUCAAAUAUUUUUUCUACAAUUACAAUUGGUAAUCAUUGAGCUGUUCAACAUAUAAUCAUUCAAGCCAAACAACAGUAGGCAAGAUGGCGCUGCAUCUCGGAAGCUGCCUGAUUCUACUUUACACAGACUUGGCACCAUGGUUUUGAGUGAAGCAGUGUAACAUGAAAAGCAAUUAUGUUGAAAAGAAAUGCUGCUGUAGAGUUACUUAACUCUGAAUUUUGAAUAUGUAGUUUACAGGUAUUUUUUUUUUAAAGAUAAGUGACAACAGGUUUGCAACAGGUGUUCUUUUUCUUAUUGACAAUUUUAUUAAUAGUCCCCUGUUAGCAGGCAAAACCAAAAACAAAUAAAACCUGUUCUCGAUUACACCAGCUAGUUCUUCCAAACAAAUCAUUCCCUUUAAAUUUGGGCUAUCUACCAUGGGAUUGUUACAACGGAAACACAGCCUGCAUGUGUCUGACAGGGAUGUUAAUUGAAGAAACGCAGUUAGACUAUGGAUAUGAAGAAAUUCUGAUUUUACUAAAAGGAUUUUUAAUUAAGAGAUUGAGUUGUGGAAAUUUGGAGCUAGUGAAGGGGCAGGUAAACAUUUUGGUUAAAUAUAAAAAUAACUGGUUGCAUGAAGUUCUAUAUCAAAUUCUGUAAUGUAUAGCUCUUAAAAUAACUAUUCUCUGAUUUGUGUGUGUGUGUGUGUGCAGCAUGUCAGUUUGAAGUUAUGUGAACCUUUAAAGUUUUUUUUCCCUAAUCUCUUCAUCUCAGCAGUGUUUAGGGCUUUCAGAUGCCUUAUUUGUCCAUAUUUUAUGUGAUCAAUGUUUUGAUGCGUCACAUAGAAAUAGUUUAUAGAAAAUGUUGGCACAAUUUUAACUUUUUAGUGGCUUGUGACAUUAUAUAUUAUAUAUGUACCUACAUCUUUAUAAUAUUCCUGUGUUUAGUAGUAUACAUGUUCUGGGCAAGUUUUAAUAUUUCAAAUGCCUUUGACUAUUCUUGCAAAAAAGGCAACAUAUUCUGCAGUUGGAAUUUUUAGUCAUUUGCCUAUUUUGACACGUUUCACAACUGAGCACAAAUCUUAGUUAUUAAUGUUAUAGAUGAAGGGAAGAAUGAUAUGAUUUGUGAAUUGUGGUUCUGUUUAUUUUAUGGAUGGUAAUACCAGGAAUUAUUCACUGUGUUUGGCUUCUUCAUUAAAAUCUAGUUUUACAGAAUCCCCUAUUUUGUGGUGAAUAUCUUUUGGGUUUGGUUUUGGUCAUGAACACUAAAAAGUUCAGCUCAAGGAAAGAAUGACUCUUGUGUUUUCUACUAGUUUAUUUAAUGACAUAAGUGUUUAAGGGAACCACAAUUCAUUGAUUCACUUAUUCUCAUCCCUAACUCAAUUUUUGUGAGAAAUACACUUGUGCUUCUGAUAUUUUGACACUUAACAUAUACAAGUAGAGAAUGGAUAGUGUCAGUUUCAAAAAUGACUUUGUAUUUAUAGUUUCUGGAUUUAGUAUCCAAUGGUGCAGAUUUUGAAAUUUGUAAAAACAAAAUUUGUUUUAAAAAAACAGAAAACUUGCUCUAGUUUUGUGACCUUGUGUACUUUUGAAAUAAAAUCAAGAAAGCAGUUUUUUUUGC
Talpa occidentalis (Iberian mole) is the source of this 5074-nucleotide messenger RNA. It is a transcript of the gene CXADR, whose product is annotated as CXADR Ig-like cell adhesion molecule. The record is from RefSeq and is a predicted model, not a curated record. Lineage: Eukaryota; Metazoa; Chordata; Mammalia; Eulipotyphla; Talpidae. Gene Ontology annotation, molecular function: cell adhesion molecule binding. The coding region runs from base 90 to 1187 and encodes 365 amino acids. Gene Ontology annotation, cellular component: bicellular tight junction; basolateral plasma membrane; intercalated disc. Gene Ontology annotation, biological process: homotypic cell-cell adhesion. The transcript is spliced from 7 exons.